Molecule: messenger RNA, 2124 nt
Organism: Micromonas commoda
Lineage: Eukaryota; Viridiplantae; Chlorophyta; Mamiellophyceae; Mamiellales; Mamiellaceae
Exons: 2
Coding region: 1-2124 (707 amino acids)
Biological process (GO): mRNA cis splicing, via spliceosome; regulation of alternative mRNA splicing, via spliceosome
Cellular component (GO): catalytic step 2 spliceosome; U2 snRNP; U2-type prespliceosome
Molecular function (GO): RNA binding; protein binding
Source: RefSeq, a predicted model, not a curated record
AUGAGCGGGAUGGAGGUCGCCAAGACCGCCUCAGAGGUGGUGGAUGUGGAACUCCAGGAUCGCUCGGUGAAUGUGGACGGCGGCACAGCGAUCAGGCUGGAGACCCAGACCCACGCCGUGGGCAUCAUCCAGCCGCCGCCAGAUAUCCGCGCAAUCGUGGACAAGACCGCCCAGUUCGUGGCGAGGAACGGACCGGACUUCGAGAAGCGCAUCCUGGGAAGCGAGAAGAACAACCAAAAGUUCAACUUUUUGCUUCCCACCGAUCCUUACAACGCUUACUACCAGAGCAAGAUCGCCGCGUUCAAGGAGGAGGCGGCAGGCGGAGACGCGGCGGCGGUGCAGGCCAAGGCUGAGGAGGCCGCCAAGGCCGCGGCCGAGAAGUCCGGCAUCGCCGUCGUGGCGGGCACCGGCUCCGCAAGGGCGAAAGUCCUCCAGGCUCCCGCCAAGGCUGAGUACAGCGUGGACGUGCCGCCCGGGAUAACGUCGCUCGAUCUGGACGUGAUCAAGCUGACGGCGCAGUUCGUGGCGAGAAACGGCAAGACGUUCCUCACGGGCCUGACGAGCAGGGAGCACAGCAACCCCCAGUUCAACUUUCUGAAGCCGACGCACUCCAUGUUUGGGUUUUUCACCUCCCUCGCCGACGCGUACUCCAAGGUGUUGAUGCCCCCCAAGGGUCUCUCGGAGCAGCUCAAGAAGGACGAGGACAAGUCCGCGCUGCUGGAGCGCGCGCUGCAGAGGCUCGAGUGGGACAGAACGCAAGAAGCUGCCAAGAAACAAGAGGACGACGAGCUCGAGAGGGAACGCGAAGCCAUGGCCGCGAUCGACUGGCACGAUUUCGUCGUCGUCGAGACUAUCGAUUUUUUCGACGAGGAGGACGAGGAGCUGCCCAUGCCCUUAACCCUGCGCGAUGUGGUGACCCAGCUGCGCGACGCCGAUGCGGAGACGCAGGCGGACGGAGCCGCGGCGGGCACCGCGGAAGAGGAUGAUGCGGCGGCAGACGUGGAGAUGGACGAAGACGAGAAGGAUAUGAUCCGGGAGGGUGUCGCGGCGGGCGCAGCGCCAAGCGGCGUUUCUGGCCCGGAGCCGUCCAUGAAGAUCGUUCGCAACUACAAGAAGCCCGAGCAGAUCGCCGCGGAGGCGAAGGCGAAGGCUUCCGGGGGGGUGGACGCCACCAAGUUCGCCGUGUCGCCAAUCACCGGCGAGCUCAUCGCCGUGGACCAGAUGGCAGAGCACAUGAGGAUCUCGCUCAUCGACCCCAAGUGGAAGGUGCAGAAGGAGGCGAUGCUGGCGAAACUGAGAGACAGCACCAUGGCGAACGAUGAGGAGGUCGCGACGAACGUGCUGAUGCUGGCGCGUACCAGACCGGACAUUUUCGGCACCACGGACGAGGAGGUCAGCACCGCGAUCAAGGAGUCAAUCGAGAGCAAGAAGAAGCUCGGAAGUGGGGCUGGUGCGACGACAGAGACGGCGGGGGGCGGCAGUCUGCCUUCGGCACCCAUCCCUCCACCGCCUCCUCCGGCGCGGACGGCGGUACCCGCGCCUCCGGCGACUCCGAUGAUGCCGCCAGCUGUGCCGCCGCCGCCCGUGAUGGCGCCGCCGCCCCCGACGGCUGCCGGUCCCGCGCUCAAGUCCGCGCCCGCCGUCCCGAUGCCUCCGCCCGUCUCAACGCUUCGACCCCUCGGCCCCGGCAUCGCCGCCCCUCCCCCUCCCGUGGCGGCUCCCGUCGCUCCUCCCGCUCCUCCCCCCGUCGCCCCUCCCGAAGACGACGACGAGCCGGGUACGAAGAAGCGGAAGGUUGGAGAGAUGGAGUUGGAUUCCGAAGAGGAUUUCCUCGCCGCCAACGGGGGCUCUGGAGUUAUCAAGGUGACGUUCCCCAGCGUGGACGGCGACGACAACCUGAACGGGCAGACGGUGGAUCUGAACGUUGACUCCCUGAGCACACCGGUGUCGGAGCUCAAGAAGCUCAUCAAGGAAGCCGCCGGGGGUCUCGCGGCGAACAAGCAGAAGAUAUCCGUCCCUGGGCUGGGCUUCUUCACUGACAAAAACUCGCUGGCGUACUACAACAUCAAGUACGGGACCACGCUGCAGCUUAGCCUAAAGGAGCGUGGCGGACGUAAAAAGUAG